AUGGUCAAGGGAGAGUUUUCGUUGAAUGGAGAACCGGUGGACAUAACUCAAAGACUAAUCCACCGUUAUUAUGACGCUCUAUGGGCAGCCAAAAAUGAUGUGGAUUUAAAUGGGAGCUCUUCGGCAAAUGAAAACGCUAAUAAUCUUAGCGAAGGCGAUGAUUGUUAUUCCGAUGACGCAUCUGGCGGAACAUUUCGAAAACUAGCCUCCAUCGUCAAGAGAAUGUUCAGCCGAGAUUAUGAACGUAAUGUGCUGAUAGAGAAAGUCACCCAGGAAAAACAGCAUGCAACUUCAUACGAAGAGUGGCUUGCAGCUGCACUUCGGCUUGACGAACUAACUCGUACCAAUGAAUGGAAGGCACGGGAAGAAUCUGUUCUUUACGAUUACAAAUUUAUUCAAACUCAUACCCAAAAUAUGAGGCAAGCACGUCUAGAUAAAGAUUAUGCUCAAUUGCUGUAUUUGAUACGAACAACCUGGAUCAGAAACUUGGGAAACAUGGGCAACGUCAAUCUUUACAGACAUUCUCAUGUUGGGACAAAGUAUGUCAUCGACGAUUACAUGCGCGAGUCUAAACUAGCUUUGCAAGAGCUUGUACGCCACUCCGAUUUGGAUGAAAGCUAUCUUCUGGGAAUGCUUGUGCAAACUCGCAAAAACAUCGGGCGAACAGCUCUUGUUCUGAGCGGAGGUGGUACAUUUGGUUUAUUCCAUAUUGGUGUUCUCUCGACACUACUGGAACAGGACUUGUUACCACGGGUAAUCAGCGGUAGUAGCGCAGGCGCUAUUGUUGCAAGUAUUUUGUGCUCUUGCCAUAGGAGAGAGAUUGUUGGACUUGUGGAAAGCGUUUUAGAAAAAGAGCUCAACAUUUUUCAGGAUGACUCCGAAAAGACGCAAGGUGAGAAUCUCCUAAUCAAAAUCUCAAGAUUUUUCAAGAGUGGUACUUGGUUCGAUAAUAAGAAUUUAGUCAAGACCAUGAUCGAUUUUUUGGGCGAUUUGACGUUUAGGGAAGCUUACAAUAGAACCGGUAAAAUUCUCAAUAUCACUGUGUCUCCAGCUUCCGUUUUCGAGCAACCGGGCUUACUGAACAAUUUGACUGCUCCUAACGUUCUGAUUUGGUCUGCUGUCUGCGCCUCUUGUUCUCUACCAGGUAUAUUUCCUUCGACACCGCUUUACGAAAAAGAUGCAAAAACGGGUGAAACACGCGAGUGGAACAGUGGUACUGUAAAGUUCGUCGACGGUUCUGUGGACAACGACCUUCCUAUUUCGAGAUUAUCAGAGAUGUUCAACGUCGAUCAUAUCAUCGCAUGCCAGGUCAAUUUGCAUGUUUUUCCAAUCUUGAAGAUGUCCGUUUCGUGCGUUGGUGGUGAAAUUGAGGAUGAGUUCAGUGCUAGAUUCAGACAAAAUCUGUCCUCGGUUUACAACUUUGUUUCCAACGAAAUAAUUCAUGUUCUCGAAAUAGUAACGGAACUGGGCAUUGCAACAAACGUUCUCACUAAAUUCAGGUCCAUUUUGUCGCAGCAAUACUCUGGAGAUAUCACCAUUCUACCUGACAUCAAAAUGCUGUUUCGGUUAAACGAGCUCUUAGCCAAUCCUUCAACCGACUUCCUGCUACGAGAAACAGUUAACGGCGCAAGAGCCACUUGGCCCAAGAUAUCCAUCAUUAAAAAUCAUUGUGAACAAGAGUUUGAGCUGGAUAAAGCAAUAUCUUAUCUGAAAGGAAAGAUUAUAUCGAAUCCUACUUUUACUACAAAAAAUCCAUUCCAGUUUACUGACCUUUCAAUAUCCCUUAUCAAUACGCCAGAAAUGCCUAGUCAUGAUGAGCAAGUCCCUAACGAUUUAGACGAUACCCUUUUGAAUCAUCAUGAGACUGAUAGGAUGUUAGUUAUCAAUGAUUCUUCUAAGAGGCCUCAUUCAUACGGUAAGACUAGCAUUUCAAUUGCAGACGCGGGCAGAAGUUUGCACCACCAUCGUCGCAAGUCAGACUCGUAUGCUAAAGGAAAAAGUGGUGCGCGGUAUAGCAUAUCACAUCCGGGCACAACCACUUCACAUAUAUCGACAAAGCUGUUACCAACCUUGAUGGGGUAUAGCCCUCGACUGGAUAGGAAGAAAAGCGUCGGACAACUUCCAUCCGCCUCUGUAGCCAGCAGACCGCUUGAUAACAAUUUCAGACUGGAACCAAAAAGACAUAGCAGUAGUUUUACUGCCCUUCAUGGCCCCCGAAACUCCAACGUGUACUCUUCAGUUCGAACAAACCCGCCCUCACCGCUUUCAGCUCCUAUAAAUACCAACAUGGAGGGGACCUCACGAAAGGGUUCUUUCUCAUCUUACGAGUCGCCUUUGAAAGCAUAUCACAAACGUGGUGCAAAAGCACAUAAAGGUAGAGCUCCAGCUGGCAACCGUUCUAAUUCCACGGGCUCAGCCAAAUUAAAAUCUUCAGGAAAAGUGAAAACGGGUGGCAAGCCAGAUCUCAAGACCGUAUCGUAUGUUGACGAUGAUCCGAUGGAUCCAGUCGAAACAGGAGGCGAUGAGGAGAUAAACAGAGAGAGUAACUAA
Molecule: messenger RNA, 2550 nt
Organism: Lachancea lanzarotensis
Lineage: Eukaryota; Fungi; Ascomycota; Saccharomycetes; Saccharomycetales; Saccharomycetaceae
Product: LALA0S01e18140g1_1
Exons: 1
Coding region: 1-2550 (849 amino acids)
Biological process (GO): lipid metabolic process
Molecular function (GO): triacylglycerol lipase activity
Source: RefSeq, a predicted model, not a curated record